CUUGUUCUGAACAACUUUCAGAAAUGUUCUUCUCCAAUGACCUCAGCUUUAUGCACUCAGUGUACUAUUUCAAGUUUAUUUUAGUGUAUUAUGAUGCUGCUGGGCAACUAAUGUUUUUAACAAGGCAUUGGUUCUUAUUUUCAUAUGUCUGUUUUCUGUUUUCAGCAGUAUAUGGUAACUCUGUCAGCUUUCGACCAUCCCAAUAAUGAAAACAGAAGCUAAGGAUGGAGAAGAGGAAAGCCUGCAGACAGCUUUCAAAAAACUAAGAGUUGACACAGCUGGGUCUGUUGCUUCUCUUUCUGUGGGUGAAAGGACAAGCCCAAGAGGGUUGGUUAGAACAGCUGCAGAGGAAACCAAACCUAAGAACGUGUGUGCUUCUAAGGAAACCUGGCAUGGAUCUGUGAAAAAGCCUUCGAGAGGAGCUGUGAGAACGCAGCGUCGCAGGCGUUCCAAGUCUCCAAUUCUUCAUCCUCCAAAAUUUAUCCACUGCAGCACGAAACCGCCUUCCACGUGCAACCAGCUGCUGCGCCAAGGCCAGAGCGAUGCCCCCCAUGACAGCACUGGCUUUGGGAUGCCAGCCCCGAAGGCGACUUGUGUGCACGAACGGGGCCGGGUAGCUCCUGACCUCGAUCGGAAGGGAGCUGCUGUCGAGUCUUUGGGAGCUCCUGUUACAGAGCUGGUGUCGGAGAACAAAUCAGAAGAGUCUCCAGCUGCCGUUUCUCUGGUGUCCCAAGCGAGCCUAAAGGCUGCAGAGCUUUCUGACUUUCAGUCUGUGUCGAAACUAAACACAAACAAGCCGUGUUCGUGCGCAGCGAAGGCCUGCGAGUGCAAACGGUGGCAAAAUAUGGAAGUGUACAAAUUCUCUGGCUUGCAGAACAGCCUCCCGUUGGCAUCUGAUAGAAGAACAGUUGCUGAGGACCAUUCUCAGCCUUUACUAUCAAGAACUCCUUCAAGUUCUCCACGCUCUUGCUCUGAGCAAGCCAGGGCCUUUGUGGAUGAUGUGACUAUUGAAGAUCUUUCGGGCUACAUGGAAUAUUACUUGUAUAUUCCAAAGAAAAUGUCUCACAUGGCAGAGAUGAUGUACACCUGACAACGAGCACCAAACACGGAAGGGACUGUGGUUUAAAUCUGCCUUCUGUCAUGUCCAUGUGAGAUGGAACCCACUCCCUGCUCACUGUGCUUGCAAUAAAAACACUUCCUUGGCAUCU
Messenger RNA from Tinamus guttatus (white-throated tinamou), 1208 nucleotides. Its product is annotated as oxidative stress-responsive serine-rich protein 1. The record is from RefSeq and is a predicted model, not a curated record. NCBI's taxonomy places the organism in Eukaryota, Metazoa, Chordata, Aves, Tinamiformes, Tinamidae. Gene Ontology annotation, biological process: cellular response to hydrogen peroxide.